Messenger RNA from Geodia barretti, 1598 nucleotides. NCBI's taxonomy places the organism in Eukaryota, Metazoa, Porifera, Demospongiae, Tetractinellida, Geodiidae. The record is from the annotation of a GenBank genome assembly.
AGUGUCAGAAGGACCACAAGAUGGUUUCCAUGUCACCCAAUCCUAUACACCCCUAGAGUUUUUGGAAAUGAAUGACAACAAAUAAUCAGUCAAGAAUGAAGAGGUUUCAAUUACAGAUCUUGUUUCAAGUGCACCGAGGGCAUUGGGUUGUCACACAGUGGCCAGGGGAUCACCAAAACAGGACCUCCGGCCAAACUUUAGCAUGCCAAACCAUCACAUUUUUGCUGUCAAAAACAAAUUUGCAUGUUCCGUGCUUCAAUAAGUCAAUAAGAAUCAAUGGGGUUAGGAAAUUGGUGCUAAUAGCUACUUAAUACAUGUUUAUUUGUUAUUUAAGGAGAUACCCAUGGCGUCAAGACUAGUUCAGUACACAAUCGGACACGAUCAUUAUCAGACACAACACACAGAAUCAUAGGAGACUCUCAAAGUCGUCAUGUUUUUUGUUGUGCCAUCAUUUUUAUUAUGUUAGCACCUACGCAGCUUUUAGAUCGUUCCCACAAGGUAAAAGAACUAGCAUAACUAUAAACUAACACACCGAGCGAGUGGCAUACACAUAGCUAAUGCACUGAACGCCUUCUUAUCCUCGAACUUUCAAAAUCUAGCUAUGCGUGUUGACCUAGCAUUUCACAGGUGCAGUGGAUUGCAAUCGAGUCUGGCAACCUAAAUCAAGUCAACUAUGUUGUUAUGAAGGGAGACGUAAACCUCUGCCUCGCUCCGGAAGACUAUGAAGAUGUUAGUUUAGAGGUUGUGGAAGAGCAGAUUCCUUGUCUGAGCAUCACCAUAGAAGAUGACAUGGAGAGGGAAAGCUGUGAUGAGACCUUUACUGUUGUCUUGAGCACAUCUGAUCCCAGUGUCAUUAUUGUCUCACCAAACACGUCUACUGUUACCAUCUAUGACAAUGAAGAGCCCAGGAUUGAAUUCAUCAAUAAUACUCCAGAUUCUACUGGUUCCAAUAUAAGCUCAGAAUUUCAGAUAGAGGGCUGCAUCAAUCAGACAAUGUGUACCGUACGUCAAACUGGAGAAUCUAUUGCCUGUGAAAAUUCUGUGUCCUUCACACAAGAGCGAAAUGGUGCUCGCACUCUGUUUAUUACAGCCAGUGGCUUCUGUGGAAACAGUCAAACACUGUCCCGUAUUCUUCGAUCUGGAACUGGUCCAUCUGUUGACAAUGUUGUCACUGAUUUUGGGCUCAGCAUUAGAAGGGCGAGUGCAACAGAACCUGGAGAGUUUGACAAUAUCGUGACUGGCCUCAGGUGCCCUACAGCAGCUACUCAGGCUCCCUCUCCAUUUACUGUGACAUGCUCUGUGGAUAAUGUUGGUCAUGGAGAGGUGACUGUGUCUGGGUUUGAUUCCAGUGGCACAUGGGCCAUUGCAGUUCGGCCAAUCGAGCCAUCUGUUGACAGUCGUCUGUGCCGCAGGCGUAUAGAACGAACGUUCAUGUUUGACAUUUGAAACUCUCCAGAUAUAUCUGUUAAAGUGCAGAGCAGAUUCAUAUUAGUUUGUAGCUGUCUAGUUUCAUGUUCUCUAUUGUAUCUGCACUGAAUAAUUCUACAUCAUUUUUCCUAGUAUGUGUCAAAAACAAGGCAAAGGCAAAACUAAGAAGA